Molecule: messenger RNA, 3564 nt
Organism: Didymosphaeria variabile
Lineage: Eukaryota; Fungi; Ascomycota; Dothideomycetes; Pleosporales; Didymosphaeriaceae
Exons: 2
Coding region: 1-3564 (1187 amino acids)
Biological process (GO): transmembrane transport
Source: RefSeq, a predicted model, not a curated record
AUGGCAACGCAACGCGACCUCCCUUCUAUACAACCCACACAACCUCCCCCACGACCGCGACGGAAACGAAGGCCGGGUUCGCUGUCAAAGUUCAGCUUUACCGUCGUACUCCUCGUAAUGCUGGCAGCACUCCCGGUGGCCAGCGCCGUCUUCAUAAAUUUCGACAACUGUCUGGAUUCCAAUUACCGGCGCCAAACAGAUCCAGUACGUCUGCAGUUCACGCCCUACCAUGUCUGGGCCAAAUUCAACAACACCGAUUCCACACACAGCUUGAAUGUUACCAUCUAUGGAAAUGUGUCCGGACAACUCACAAGCGGCGACUAUCCUCCACCCUCGUCUCCCAGAUGGAAGGAUCCCAAGGAUUCUUUCGGCAAGAUUCCCAAUGCGUUGCAGGUGGGCAAAGAAAGCAACCCUGGCGGAGUAGCUACGACCCUGUUUCCAACUUUUGAUGCGCUCACCUAUUCGUCAUGGAACCCCGGCGCGCUACAAUUCUGCAACUAUACCGUAAAUAAAGAGUGCCCGCUUGCGCCCGUCUUUCCAUCGACUGUGCCCGAAGGGACAAAUCUCAGCGACCCCACCGUACUGCCAGCAUUCGGCAUCCAAAGGGAUUUCUAUAGCAGUUACUCCUUCACGACAUGGGAAGCCACGUUUCGUAUUGUUGCCGGUGACGAGCUCGCUACUACUAUUGGAUGCAUUUCAGCUACAAUAACUCCAGAUUUAGGACCCAAUUUGAGCGGAGCUCUACGUUACAGUCCCGCCGCCAUUCUUAUCCUUGUAGGCGUUACUACCGUUUUCGCCGGAAUGUACAGCCCAUGGGGGUCCACCAAUAUAUUCCGUUGGACCAGCAACUAUGGCAGAGACGAGGAUCUACUGCGGCUGGUCACGCCUGGGUUCGGAGACUGUCUUCAGUACAUCCAGUUCAUUGUAUUGGCUGGCAGCUUGAACCUGCAGUAUCCAGGCUAUUUCCAACCUGUGAUCAGCCGGGCAAGCUGGUCAACGCUCAUGUUCAAUCAGAGCUUCGUUAGCGGUCUCAACGGAACGCAGAGUCUGGAUGAUGGCAUUUACUUUGUGAACGGUACUUAUGGAUUGUCGCGCCUGAGCAAAUUCGUCGGCAUAUCAGAGGACCAAGAUGUAUGGGCUGGCAUGGCUAUCUGGCUGCUUGUGCUGAUCGGCAUCGUCGUAUUGCUGGUGCAGCUGGGCUUCUUCUUGCGCUGGGUCUUCCGCCUCUUCACCAAUGCGCAGGAUACCGAUCUCCGUGGUAAGAAUUGGCCUUUCACAGCUGGCAACAUUGUGCGCAUCGUGCUCAACUGGUUCAUGCUUCCCAUCAUCACACUAUCGUUAUUCCAAAUGGUGGUCGCCCCGGAUUCAGCUGCAUCAGUUGUGGCUUGUGCUGUAAUCCUUCUUAUUGGAGUCACUGGAGCAGCAGUGUGGAUAUUCUGGAUGAUCUUCACGACUCGACCGCGUGCUCACCUCUUUGACGAUCUGCCUACUGUUCUUACGUAUGGCCCGUUGUACAACACCUAUUCCGACGAUGCGGCCCCGUUCGCAUUCAUCCCGGUUUUACUGACCGUGAUCCGCGGCAUCGCCAUCGGAGCUAUCCAACCAUCCGGCAUCGCACAGAUCAUCAUUCUGGCCAUCUGCGAGGUUAUUCUCAUUAUGACAUUGCACGCUUUCCGGCCUUUCCAGUCGAAUACGUCCAUGAACGCAUACCACACUUUCUUCGCUGCAGUCCGGCUCGCUUGCAUUCUACUCAUGAUAGCGUUCGUUCCUUCUCUAGGAGUGUCCGAAGCACCGAAGGGAUGGAUUGGGUAUGCUAUCCUUCUGCUCCAUGCGAUCGUCUUGGUCUUUGGAUUCUUCCUCAACUCUCUCCAAACCAUCAUCGAAGUUGCUGCUAGGCUCACGGGCGCAGGAGCGGACCAGCGUGGAGGUCUUACAAAGGUUUUCGGCAAACGCGAUCUUGCUAAGCGUAAUCAUCGACAUCAGCGCAGUAGCUUGAACUCCAACGCGGCAAUGCUUGCCCACGAUGGAAACAAGGGCUCCAUUCAGCUUAGUGGAGGGCGAGCUCGUAGCCUUUCUGGAAGCUCUGCUGUUCUUCUAAACGGGCCUUAUGGUGGUAAUCGUGAAAGCGUCGGUUUCGAUGGCUUCAGCCAAGGGGAGUACAGCCAUGGAGGAACAAGUCCUGGAACGCCGGGUACUAAUGCAACUCCUUUUACCUUCCUGGCAGGAUCCACGUCGAGCUCUCGACGGCCGACUAUGGGCACAAUGUUGGAGAACCCUGACCCCUACUAUCGACCGCCCAGGGCGCGGAAGCAGACCAUGGAUUCGAUGACGGCGGCGAAUGUGCCGAAUAGACGAUCUCACAGUGCCGACAUGACGAACACGCCAUACGCAGACAGUCCAGACGUAGAAAGCGGGGAUUUGGGCGAGGGACCGUCAUCGUGGUCACCUGGAAAGCGAUCGAUAACUCCAGCCUUCCUACGCAUGCAGCGCGAUGACUCUGAUCCCAGUAUCGAGCGCCGGAACAACACCGACUAUUCUGUUCGAGAGUCGGACUUCUACUAUGGUCUCCGCGGGCCUGCUCUAUCAUCCCAGCCCACGCGCAAGCUGAAGACUGGACCGGCUGAUCCAAUGGGUCCUGUUGCAUCGGCCUCAGGCUGGUUCAAGAGUCUAGGAUUCUUUGCUGGUAAGAAAAAGGAGAAGGGCAAGGGCUUUGAAGUCGUCCGCAGCACGCGUAUGCCGCCGCAAAUGAUCGCUGAAGAGGAGGAAGAAUCUCCGCAUAUGCCCCAAGAGCCCUACCACGACAGUCCGACUAGAUCUCCGAGUGAUAAGAAGAAUUCGACGCAGCAGGGCAGUCCUGGUGUGGCUACGGCAGCUGGUGCUAUUAGACGUUCAAGCGUCAGCGAAUCAGAUAAGAGUAGUGAUGAGGAAUACGACGACAUGCCACACACCAGAGUACCUGACCUAGCUCCUACCCUCGGUCCAAUCGAUGCAGGUGGUGGAAUCGAGCUUCCCAGUAGGAUUGGAUCUCGCGCAUCGCACGCAUCCCGGAAUCAGCCGCCGAGCCGCGCUCCCACGAUACCACGCAAGAGCUCUCGGCGGACUCCUUCUACAGACGCAGCCAUCCUAGAUAGUAGCAACCGACUAUCAUCGGUCAUGGCAUCUCCGCCGGGCACGCCUGGACGAUUGUCUGCGCACAACCCUGGCAAUCAUAAUCAGCGUCUUCGCCCAGCACGAGACACUCUGCCCAUUCGAUUACCCUUCGGAUCCACAGAUCCCUCACCUUCCCCAGAUCCAAGUCCGAACCAUUCAGCAGCUUCAAGUCUGUAUCCGACGCAUGACGGCGAUUACAAUGCGUUGGACGCUGCAGACUCCCUGGCACCGCCUCCGAACAUUCAGACCGGGGAGCGGCCUUUGAGUACCGGUUACGUUCAUCAGCACGUGGCACGCGACAGCAUUCAGAACGACAACCAUGUUCCCGGCAGCCAUCUAGAGACGUCGGCGGAGAUCAUUGAUCGAAGCAGAAGCGUCAGUACGCAAGGCAGCCUGGGCAACCAGCGCAGAUAA